AUGAUCGUUACUCCCGUAUCUGAAGUAGAGGGAGAAUUCUUCAAGACUUGGCUGCCCUCCAUGAAAUCUACCAGCAGCAACAGCUGCAACAGCAAAAACCACAUUGAUACCAGAGACAUAAAUCUGUUUUAUCCGUCUCCUGUCGAGGACUCGGAGGCUUUCAUUCCAAACAAUCAACCAUACUCGUUCCUUCUCGUUGAUGAUAAUGAAAUUAAUCUCCGGAUAUUUCGGAGAAUGCUCUUGAAGCUUUUUCCGAACGCAUCAGUGCGCACAGUACAAGAGUCGGCACUGGUGGAAAUAAGCCAUCGUACGCUACUGCAUUAUCACCUUAUCUUCUUGGACAUCGAAAUGCCCAUUGUGACUGGAACGGAGAUUGCACUGAAAGUACGGUCGUCGCGCGAGUUGGAUCAAGUGGGCUUGAUUGCCGUAACGACCAAGUAUCUCUGUGCAGAUUUAGAACUCUACGAAAAGUUGGGGUUUGAUUUUACUUUUCGCAAGCCUGUGGAGUACCCUACGAACUAUAUUCUCCAGAAAAUAGAGCAAGUGCUUCAAACAAGAUGCGGCGGUCGCGUCUAA
This is a messenger RNA of Clavispora lusitaniae ATCC 42720, 576 nucleotides long. It is a transcript of the gene SRR1, whose product is annotated as Srr1p. Lineage: Eukaryota; Fungi; Ascomycota; Pichiomycetes; Serinales; Metschnikowiaceae. Gene Ontology annotation, cellular component: plasma membrane. Gene Ontology annotation, molecular function: phosphorelay sensor kinase activity; histidine phosphotransfer kinase activity. Gene Ontology annotation, biological process: protein autophosphorylation; phosphorelay signal transduction system. The record is from RefSeq and is a predicted model, not a curated record.